AUGGGGCUCAGUCGUCGUGCAAAAGCAGCCGAGUCCGACCCCGCCAUUGCGUCUGCCUCCUCGUCGUCGUCGUCGUCCACGUCGUCGCCAUCAUCCAUCUCACUGUCGUCAUUGUCAACGUCCAGGUUCUUGGCCUUUUUCCACAAAAAGCACGACGCCCAAGCCCCUCGUAACAAGCCCCGUUGCGUCCGCACUGUCAAGACGCACAAGUCCAAGCACGAGCGGAUCAAGCACUUGAGCCGGCGCCGGAGCUUUAGCAGUGGUGAAGAAGAGGCUGGCGAUCGUUCCCACCGAUCGGCCGAUGCGGAGCUGAGCCCCUCGCCCCAAAGUCCCACGACGCCCUAUGACGAACUCCAUAGUCGAGUCGCACGGGACGGCUCGACGUCGUGUCUCGGCGUCUUUCCACAGCGCUCGCGUCGCUCGUCGUCGCUGCAGUGUUUCAACCGCUCGUCGUUGCAGUCGUCGUCGUCGUCGUCGCCAAUGGGUUCACAGCAGAGAGACUGCAGACUGCAAUGUGGCCAGGAAGAUCGCUCGCGACGGUCCUCGUCGUCAUUGGCCUCGAGCUGUAUGUCGCAAGAGACGUGGCGCGAGAGCUCCGUAAGCGAGUUCUUUUCGAGCUUUCCACGAGAUCUGACCGCCGAUGUGCGGGUCACGUGUAUGGUCGUGAACGCCCGUCGAUCCAGGAGCUACGUCCGGAGUCUCAUUGUAUCGCUGGAAUUCGAGAUCCGAGCGACCAAGUGGGCCGCCUUCUUUCUCCAGAUUGUGCAUACUGCACGUAUGGAAAAGCGCCUGUCGGUGCGAUCGACGAUCUCGAUCAAGUGGGCCAUUUGUGCCCAUGUACAGGGUCAAGAUCAAGCACGCCUGGAGCAGCAAAAGCGAUCGGACUUGUCGUUGCAGCGGAAAAUGACCGAGUAUCGUGUUGCCCUGCAGUGCGUUGCCGGCACGCCCGUUGUCAAGUUUGGCCGGAAAGGCAAGCCUCAUGCCACGUCGCUGUGUAUCGAGAACGGAGAUACACUGCGCUGGACGUCCAAGUUGUUAGCACAUGCCACGCAUCUUGCUGCGGACGGUGUAGCAGCAACAACGACAAUGGGCAAGAAGCGAGUGAAGGCCAAGAACGUUGUUCCGCUGGCAAGUAUUGUUCGAGUGACGUCUGGUCCAACCACAAGCGUGCUAGCUCGAGCACUGCACAAAGGCACACUGGUGUUGGCCGAUGCAGGCUGCACAUUGUCGGUGGUAACGCACACGCGUACAGUAGACCUCAAGGCCAAGACAGCUGAAGAACGCGAGUGGUUGCAGCGCAGUCUCGAGUUCCUAGUGGAUCUUGCACGGGACCACGAGCGGCGAGUAGCUCAGCAAGUGGAGCUGACGAUUAUGAAGCGGAUGAAAACGCUCGCGGUGUGGAAACAUGGCCGCAAAGGUCGACCGCACAAGACGCGUGUGUCGAUUGAUCGGUUUGGUGAAGUCUCGUGGCUCGGCCGUAGCGGAGACUCCAUUCAACUUGACGAGAUCAUCUCCGUGGACGAAGGUCACCGUACGCCUGUGUUUGCGAGAGCUCAAGCAGCAGGAUUAGUGUCGUCUGCUAAGGCAGCACACUGUUUCUCGCUCGUGACAGGUUUGCGCUCGUUGGAUAUUGAAGCAAUGAACGAGCAACAUCGGGAUUGGUUUGUCGUAGCGUUUCGGUACCUGCUGGACAAAGUGCACGAGAAAACUGCCGCGAUGCAACGCGAGCGAGCGGAACGACAGCUGCGUAUGCUGCAGGAUCUCUGUCGCGAGGAUGGUGGAGAGGAUAGUUUCGCCGGUGAUGCUGGUGACGAUAUGUACUACGAGGACUGCUCGUCGGCACGGCAACGAUAG
Hyaloperonospora brassicae is the source of this 1854-nucleotide messenger RNA. The record is from the annotation of a GenBank genome assembly. Lineage: Eukaryota; Oomycota; Peronosporomycetes; Peronosporales; Peronosporaceae.